Molecule: messenger RNA, 1110 nt
Organism: Guyanagaster necrorhizus
Lineage: Eukaryota; Fungi; Basidiomycota; Agaricomycetes; Agaricales; Physalacriaceae
Exons: 4
Coding region: 11-925 (304 amino acids)
Biological process (GO): mitochondrial respiratory chain complex IV assembly; protein insertion into mitochondrial inner membrane from matrix
Cellular component (GO): mitochondrial inner membrane
Molecular function (GO): membrane insertase activity
Source: RefSeq, a predicted model, not a curated record
GCCGUGUUCUAUGUUUCGUACAUGCCAUCGUGGUCUGCGUCUCUCCAGUCAUCCUCACCAUCGCUUUCGAGCACUGGCUCCCAGGCGCGACUUAUCCUCCGUCGCCAAUAGUUUUCUUGACUUUGCCACUGCCAUUCCAUACCCUGCAUCCUUCCCUCCUUACUCCUCGACAAUCAUCCUCGUCACCGUUCUAACGCGUAUUGCCGUGCUACCAAUCGCAGCAUGGGGAAAUAAUCGCAUGCUUCGCUACCAACAGCUCGUAAUUCCCCAAAUCGAAAAACGGAAACCGUAUAUCUGGCAGGAAGAGCUGAUCAAGAUGAGAAAGGAUGGCUUUCGUGGAGACAAGGAAGAAGCUCGCAAACUUCUUUCCAAACGCAUACAACCUAUUUUCAAAGGUCUUGAAAAGCAGCUGUGCAAAGCGUAUCGCUGCCAAAAGAUACCUACCAUGGUUGUGCCUCCGCUCUCCCAGAUGGCACUGUUCUUUCCUCUGUCAAUUUUCUUUGGCGGUGUCGCUGCCGACCCGUUCUCUGGCUUUGACGCAGAAUCAUUCAUGACGCUGACCAGCCUAUCACUCCCUGACGAAACCCUUACAGUACCCAUCCUCGUCGGUCUUAUUACCAUGGCCAAUGUUGAGUCCAGCACUUGGUUCAUGACGGUAACCGAGAAACAGGCUGUCGCGCAAAGGGAACAGCAGCGGAAGGAUGCAGCCUCGAAGGGGGUUCAUCAUAUCGUACCUGCAAACGGUAUCAAGCAGGCCUUACGCGUCGUGUCUGUCUUACGUAUAGUCUUUGCUGCGCAGGUAUCAGGUGCUGUUGCCUUGUACUGGGCCACUUCUUCCUUGUGUGGCCUGUUCCAGACUUGGUUCAUGGAGUCUCUUCGUCGACGUAAACUCGGCCCAUCCCCAUCCAACAACAAGGGAAUAUAGCCAAACUUUGGAGGGCCAACACGAUGUGAGUCUAGGACCUUAUUCUUGGGGAUGAAAAUAAAAGUGGUAUAGAGGGACCCGCUUUCUGGUUCUCCGGAGAGCUGGAGCUUCAUGAGAAUGUCUUGAUCUAAUAUGACCUAUCCCCCUUCUCUUUCCUCUAAUGAAUAAUCCCUGACGCUCUGCUU